GAAAACGCUUGAGGAGCUGAUGGUGGUCCUGGAUUGUCUGGCACGGAAUUAACUCUGCGGAACUCUUCGGCUGAUUCGAUCCCGGUUGAAUACAUCAUGUAUAAUGUGCAACGUCGAGAUGUGGGUUCACAUAAAUAACGAGCCUGUACUUGAUUCGCAAUGCUCUUCUUGAGCUUCCUUCUUCUAUUGCUUCAUCUGGCACAUGCAGCAUCCAUCAUCUCGCGAUCUCAUUCCUAUCCACUCAACUCUCGUUCGAGUACGCUGGGCCCUAAAACCGACCUAAUAAUUGCCAAUAAAGUCAUAGCUCCAGACGGGUUCACGCGUUCGUCAACUCUUGUUGGAGGAACAUUUCCGGGUCCAAUCAUCGCAGCCAAGAAGGGUGACAAAUUUGUGAUCAACGUUGUGAACCAACUCACUGAUGAUUCAAUGUUCAAAAGCACGAGUGUGCACUGGCAUGGAAUCUAUCAGAACGGGACUAACUAUGCGGAUGGCGUUGUAUCCGUUACUCAAUGCCCCAUUGCGCAAAACGAGUCGUUUUUGUACUCCUUCGAGGCCCAGAACCAGACGGGAACCUAUUGGUAUCAUAGCCACUACUCGACACAAUAUUGCGAUGGCUUGCGCGGGGCUUUGAUUAUCUACGAUCCCGAAGACCCUCUAUCUCACCUAUACGACAUUGACGAUGAGACCACCGUGAUCACCCUUGCUGACUGGUACCAUGAGGUUGCCCCUGUAUUGAGCCAUUUUGUCACUGUCAAUGGUAAUUCAACACUCAUCAACGGUCUCGGUCGAUACCAAGGGGGCCCCACUGACACCGAACUUGCGGUGGUCAACGUUGAGUACGGCAAAAGAUACCGUCUACGCAUCAUAGGAAUGUCUUGCGACCCCAAUUUUAUUUUCUCUAUCGAUGGCCAUGACCUGACAGUCAUUGAAGCGGAUGGUCAGCUGACGGAGCCCCUUCUCGUGGACUCGCUUCAGAUCCUUGCUGGACAACGAUACUCUGUUGUGCUUAACGCGAAUAAGCCAGUCGGCAAUUAUUGGAUACGAGCGCUCCCAAAUACCGGGGGCUCGACCUUCGACGGUGGCCAGAACAUGGCCAUCUUGCGAUACCAGGGUGCGCCCGUCGCAGAGCCGACGACGACCCAAGGCACAAGUACCAUACCGCUUCUCGAGACCAACUUGCAUGCGCUCAUCAAUCCCGGUGCACCUGGUAUUCCGGGAUACGGAAAUGCAGAUAUCAAUUUGAUGAUGUAUGUCAGCAAAACAAAUGGAAUAUUUUACACCAACGGCGUUGCAUUCGAGCCUCCCUCAGUGCCCGUGCUGCUCCAAAUCCUCAGUGGCGCACAAGAUGCAACCGAUAUCCUUCCAAACGGAACCGUCUACGUUUUAGAGCCUAACAAGGUCGUCGAACUGACGAUGAUAAAUGGUGAACUCCACGGUCCCCAUCCAAUUCAUCUUCACGGUCAUAGCUUUGAUGUCGUUCAGAGCGCCGGUAACAGCUCUUUCAACUACGUCAAUCCCGUGCGCAGGGAUGUAGUAUCCGUCGGGACUCAAGACCAGCAGAUGGUGAUUAGGUGGGUCACAGAUAAUUCCGGUCCGUGGUUCCUGCAUUGCCACAUCGACUGGCAUCUCGAGGAUGGUUUCGCUGUAGUUAUGGCUGAAAGUCCUUCGGAGACCAAAAAACAUCAGCAAAGUCUUCCCAACGCAUGGAAAAAACUUUGCCCGACAUUCGACUCGUUAACCCCAUCCCAGAUUGGAGCAGAAAAUUCAUAUCAGGAAGCAGAAAAUCUCGCCGUCGCCUGGGAGCAAAAUAUCACAACAGCGUUAUUUCCCUCAUAGCGUACAAAUACUAUCGCAAUCAGGUUCGAAGAUAUUCCCGCCCACAUCCACGAUCCCUUCUCAAAAUGCCUUUCGUCCAUUCUAU
Suillus clintonianus is the source of this 1921-nucleotide messenger RNA. Its product is annotated as laccase. Gene Ontology annotation, molecular function: copper ion binding; oxidoreductase activity. The transcript has 13 exons. NCBI's taxonomy places the organism in Eukaryota, Fungi, Basidiomycota, Agaricomycetes, Boletales, Suillaceae. Bases 160 to 1836 code for a protein of 558 amino acids. The record is from RefSeq and is a predicted model, not a curated record.